AUGGCACCUUUCUUUGUUCUGUUUCUAAUAGCCUCUUCCUUGAACCAUGGGUAUGCUCAAUUUUAUCCCAAAAACGAAGCUUUUAUAUCGCUGUCGAUUACCCAAAAUGGCCUUGACUUUGUGAAGGAGUUGCUGGUGAACAAGGCCAUUUCCUCACUCAUCUCACUUCAAUUGCCGAAUAUUGAAAAGACUGCGAAAAUCCCAGUUGUGGGUAACGUCUACAUGGUGCUCUCCAACAUCACAAUUUAUCAUAUCGAUGUUCCUUCCUCGCAUAUCAAGCCAGGGGAGACUGGAAUUUCCAUUAUAGCUUCUGGGGUUACUUGUAAUUUGAACAUGAAUUGGUAUUACUCUUAUAGCACAUGGCUUGUGCCUGUUGAGAUCUCUGACAGAGGUAGAGCAGAAGUUCAGGUUAAAGGCAUGGAAGUAGGACUUACAUUGGGUUUGGAGAACCAGGAAGGGUCAUUGAAGCUGAAACUCAAGGAGUGUGGGUCUAAUGUUGAAGAUAUUUCAAUAAAACUGGAUGGAGGUGCAUCUUGGCUUUAUCAAGGUAUAGUAGAUGCUUUUGAAGAGAAAAUUGGUUCAACAGUUGAAAAUGCCAUCACCAAGAAACUUACGAAGGGGAUUUCAAGACUUGACUCAUAUUUGAAAAGUCUUCCAAAGGAGGUCCCGGUCGAUGACCACGCUUCUAUGAAUGUAACUUUUGUAAAUGAUGUUUUAUUGAGUGAUUCAUCUGUUGGAUUUGAAACCAAUGGGUUAUUUAUUGAAAGAAAUCCUUCCCAACCUAUUCUUGACCUCUACCACAAGAACUCGAAACUUCCAAUUCUAUGCACAAAUUCAUCAAAAAUGAUAGGAAUCACUUUAGAUGAGGCUGUUUUUAACUCCGCAUCAGCCUUAUAUUAUGAUGCAAAAUUUAUGCACUGGAUUGUGGACCAAAUACCAGAUCAAUCUCUAUUGAACACUUCAGGAUGGAGAUUUAUAGUUCCCCAGCUAUACAAAAAAUACCCAAAUCAUGACAUGAACUUGAAUAUAUCUUUAUCUUCUCCUCCAGUUGUGGAGAUUUCAAAUCAGAAAGCAGGUGCCAACAUAUUUACGGACAUGAUAAUUGAUGUUUUGGAAGAAGAUGAAGUAAUACCAGUGGCAUGCAUAUCAUUGGUAAUUCAAGGUACAGGUGUGGUCAAAAUCAGGGGAAACAACCUGGUUGGUGCUAUCAGAUUGAAUGACUUUCAAAUGUCAUUGAAAUGGAGCAAAAUUGGCAACCUGCGGAUGUACCUCAUUCAGCCAGUUGUGUGGACGCUUAUUGAAACUGUCUUAUUGCCGUAUGCCAAUGCACGUCUAAGCAAAGGGCUACCUUUGCCCAUCAUUCAUGGCUUCACCUUACAAAAUGCAGACAUAAUCUUGUCAACUUCAAGACUCGCAACACCAACGUUUCUAAAACCCAGAUUAAACCCUCCUUCCACUCCCUCUCGUUCCAUCUCUCUCCGUUCAAAUUCACAAGCAAAAAUGCAUAUUUCUCUUAGCAAUUUGGCCUUCAAGACCCCACAACUCUUCCCACUCCACCACCCUAUUUUCCCUCCAAAACCACUGCACCACCAAGUUUCAACGCAAAGCCCUGUCAAUGUAAUGAAAGGGUCGGGUUAUUUGUCCGAAAUCAGCAAAAAACUUGAUCACGAAGAGCAGUACCGGAUAGCCCGGUCACAGGUGAACCGGAAAGUUCUGGACUUGGAAGGUUAUUCUAUUGAGGGACUUUCAGUUGGAGGCCAAGAGACAUGUAUCAUAAUCCCUGAAUUCAAGUGCACUUUUGAUAUUGGGAGGUGCCCUAGUAGAGCUAUUCAUCAAAACUUCCUUUUCAUUACUCAUGCUCAUCUUGAUCACAUUGGAGGGCUGCCAAUGUACGUAGCUAGCCGUGGUUUGUUCAAUUUGAAACCUCCCACUGUGUUUGUGCCUCCUUGCAUCAAAGAGGAUGUUGAGAAGCUGCUUGAUAUUCACAGAACUAUGGGUCAGGUUGAAUUGAAUGCCGAAGUGGUUGCUUUGGAUGUGGGGGAGACAUAUGAGAUACGGAAUAAUCUUGUUGUUCGCCCAUUCAGAACACAACAUGUUAUACCUAGCCAGGGUUAUGUAGUUUACUCAAUCAGGAAAAAAUUAAGGAAACAGUAUGCCCACCUGAAUGGGAAACAAAUUGAGAAAUUGAAGAAGUCAGGUGCCGAGAUUACAGACACCAUAUUAUCUCCUGAGGUGGCCUUCACCGGUGAUACAACAUCAGAUUUUAUGCUUGACCCAUGUAAUGCUGAUGCAUUGAGAGCAAAAAUUCUCAUAACUGAGGCAACUUUCCUAGAUGAUUCAUUCAGCAUCGAUCAUGCUCGGCAACAUGGUCAUACACAUUUAUUUGAGAUAAUUGCAAAUGCACAGUGGAUACGCAACAAAGCAGUUCUGUUGACUCAUUUUUCACCAAGAUAUACUAUAGAGGAUAUUCGUCAAGCUGCCUCAAAAUUGCAGUCCAGGCUGUCAGCAAAAGUGGUUCCUCUUACAGAAGGCUUCAAAUCUAUGUACGCCUAA
Sphenostylis stenocarpa is the source of this 2553-nucleotide messenger RNA. NCBI's taxonomy places the organism in Eukaryota, Viridiplantae, Streptophyta, Magnoliopsida, Fabales, Fabaceae. The record is from the annotation of a GenBank genome assembly.